GGAAAAGAUAAUGACAACGCCAAGAAAACUGGCAAAAAGGGAGGCUCGAAGAGAGGAAAAGGCAGAAAAAGCCGCCUUGUUGGAUAAGAGCAUCGAAAAAGAAUUGCUAGAACGCCUUAAGAAAGGAGUUUAUGGUGACAUAUACAAUUAUCCUGCCGAUAAAUACAAUCAACUACUAGAUAUGGAUGAACUGCAGGUUGCGGGUGAAGAAGAGGAAGAGGAACCUGAGGUCGAAUAUGUUGAGGGCUAUGAUGACCUUGAAGAGGAAGAUGAUAUAGAAGAUUUUGGUGACCUUGGAAUCAAUGGCUCCCUUGCAUUUGAUGAUGAUAAUGUUGGAUUGGAUGACGAUGAUGCUGAGGGGACAGAAAAAGUUGAUCACAAGAGAGGGAGAAAAGAAUCUGAUCUGGCUUCAAGAAAGCUUGAGAAAGAUGAAUCUGGUGCUAAAUUGAAGAAAAAAGGAAGGGUACUUGUAGAGGUUGAGCAUGAAGAUGCUUCUGAAAGACACAAAGCAGUCCAUUGAUUGCUAAAGGAUGGUUUUAUGAAACAAAUACCUGUAUUCAUCAGGUUGAGUGUAGAUUAUCAUGAAAAGUGUACUUGGCAGAGAGGAAGUUGCUCGAAGCCAUGCGAAAUUUUGAAUACCUAUAGACGUGUAUGACUCAUCCAACACUCUCUUCCUCCUUCGUCUUCUCUCCUCCUUUUUCUUUCUUGGAAGAUGUUAUGUUGAAUCAGUUCUGAUAAAAUUGUUUGUGGACUUUUCAUUUAUAACUGAGGUUAUUUGUUUUUAUUUUUCA
Messenger RNA from Hevea brasiliensis (rubber tree), 791 nucleotides. RefSeq lists its product as uncharacterized. NCBI's taxonomy places the organism in Eukaryota, Viridiplantae, Streptophyta, Magnoliopsida, Malpighiales, Euphorbiaceae. Gene Ontology annotation, cellular component: preribosome, large subunit precursor; nucleolus. The record is from RefSeq and is a predicted model, not a curated record. Gene Ontology annotation, biological process: maturation of LSU-rRNA; maturation of 5.8S rRNA.